Messenger RNA from Trichobilharzia regenti, 481 nucleotides. Lineage: Eukaryota; Metazoa; Platyhelminthes; Trematoda; Strigeidida; Schistosomatidae. The record is from the annotation of a GenBank genome assembly.
CAUAACCAGAUUUGAAGAAUGGCACACUUGUCGAUGUUGUGCAUUGUCAUGGUCUGUGUCCUCCUACCACAUCUCGUCGAAAUGAAGACUGAGAAGAAAUCUUGGAAACUCCCACUACAUAUUGAUGGAGAUGGAUCAUGGGGUAUCAAGCAUAGUGGAUUGACUAUUGGAGCGAAGGACAAGGGAAUUGUGAUAAUCAAGUCUGGUUAUUGUUCCACCGAAUUCGAUCUGUCGAAACCGACUGCAGAGGAGUUGUCAGCAAAGAAGGGAUCUCGACAGGUCACCACUGUCUGUGAUUUUCCUGAUGUGAAGAAGAGUGGCAAGAAGAGUGGCGCGAAGACGGAAGCGAAGGAAGUGAAGGAUAAGAAGAAAGAAUGAAAGUCAUUUUCUAUGAGGAGUUCAUCACUUUUCACUUCUUUCGUCGUGGUGAAAUGUGGUGUUAUUUGUGAUUGUAGAUUUACUCAACUAAUGCUCAUCGAAG